This is a messenger RNA of Ilyonectria robusta, 1881 nucleotides long. RefSeq lists its product as uncharacterized. The coding region runs from base 178 to 1785 and encodes 535 amino acids. The transcript is spliced from 3 exons. The record is from RefSeq and is a predicted model, not a curated record. NCBI's taxonomy places the organism in Eukaryota, Fungi, Ascomycota, Sordariomycetes, Hypocreales, Nectriaceae.
CCGCUGUCAGCAUUUAGCCCGUUCAAAUAACAGCGUUAUAAAACCCGGCAAUAGCACAAACGCCGGCGGCAAUAAAGGUAAGCCAAGACCGCUACGCGAGAGCUACGCGAGAGACAUCGACCCCUCCUCUGUCAUCAAGACGCGUGGAUUGUGAACAACCUCACGCCAGUUGCCACCAUGUUAGAGGUAGGCGGACCCGCAGCGGACGCCACGGAGGGGAACGACGAGACGUGGAUUGGCAUCGCCGAUCCCAACCUCCGACGCAGGCUGCAAAACCGAUUGAACCAGAGAGAAAGCAGGCGGAGGAAAGCUGCAGAGCGGGCAGCGGCAGGAAAAGUCCAGGCACUAGAACAGGGUGUUGAGAUCCAUCUCCGCCAAGUUGCAUCACGACCACUCGUGCCCCAUCUUUGUAAUGACACUGCAUCCUCGAGAGACAGCUCGUCUUCGGGCAGCUCGGAGUCGGGGACCCUUGCUAGCGAAGUCAGUGGGGACAUAUGUCCAGCACUGCCGGAUGAUAUGGUUGGAGUAGAAUAUGUGGGUAGCGGUACACAAGAUGUUAUGGCUCUCUCUCGGCACUCAGCCGAUGUACCUCGGGCUCCCAACAUCAAUCAUCUUCUUGAGCCUAUAUCAUGUGUUGCCGAUGCUCAGAGGAUAUGGCACUAUGCGUUGACUAUCAUACUGCCGACUCUGGGUGUCAAGACCCGAGAGGGGGAGCCACUGCACGAAGCUCUCUACCGGUCUGCCACCUUGGAACCCGCCGUCUUCUACGCCACUCUAGUUGGGGGUGCGACACAACGUCUUACCCUAACGCAGUCCCAAGAGGACGCCCGAGUCCUUCUGAUUGCACAAAACAAGACAGCUGAAGCUGUACGCGAAUCUUUGGCAAAGGGAACAAUAUCAGACGGCACCCUGUUUGCUAUAAUGUCCCUAGGGCUGAAAGGGAAUGAGUCUACCACAUCAAUACCCGUGGCAAAAAGGUACCAAGGUGGCUUUUCGUCGCCAGUCCGAAAUAUUGGAGGACUCAACUGGCUAGGACAACUUCAGUUCGCCACUACCCAUGCGUCCAUGUGGAUCCAGCUCCUCCGAGAUCGAAUGACGCAGGGAAGCAACAUGCCAGGACUUCCUGACUACCUGAAGCUGUCAGAUCUCUAUCGCGCAAGCUUGAGCCUGGCACGCCCCGGGUUAGACCUGUAUGAUUACACAAGUCUUUCCCGAGAUGGUGACGCCAUUCAAUUCUUUGGAUCAUGGGAAGCCGAUAGCUUCGACGUACAUGAUGCUCUGAAGGAAGUCGUCACAGACAUGUGGAUCUGCUGCCAACUUAUUAAACAAAAGUUUUACCAAAAUGGAGACCUGAACUACUUCAUCCGCCUACGCAAUGAUAUACAGCACCGACUCCUGUGCCUUCCUCCCGACCAAGACAAGGUUGAGCUUCUUGCAAUAAUGAUUUUUAGCUACGGCGUCAUAUUUCCAAUCUCCGAUCCAUGGCCCCUCAGUAAACUCACAAAAAAGCUAUAUUUUGAGAUUCUAGAUGAGCUGGCUUUUACGGAUGCGAGAAGACAAUUUCUGCUUUGGGCGUCGGUCAUGGGUGGCAUUGCCGCCUGGGGAGGAGAAUUCCAGGACGUUUACACUCUACUUGUGGCAAAGCAUGCCAAAUCACUUGGGAUUGAGGGCUGGGAUCAAGCCAUCGAGAUCCUUGAUAAAUUUCUCUGGUUACAUACGGCAUGUUACACUGGGGGGCAGUUGGUUUGGGGCAAGGCUUUGAUGUAUAUUGAAACGACGACAUGAUUCAAACACUGGAGAAGAUCUAUCGGCACAAGAAUCAGAUCCCUAAAAGCGUGUACCUCUUUGUUUGCGGCUAUUUAUACCCGAAAUAAAAAACUA